Molecule: messenger RNA, 1368 nt
Organism: Thermochaetoides thermophila DSM 1495
Lineage: Eukaryota; Fungi; Ascomycota; Sordariomycetes; Sordariales; Chaetomiaceae
Product: cytochrome P450 monooxygenase-like protein
Exons: 6
Coding region: 1-1368 (455 amino acids)
Molecular function (GO): heme binding; oxidoreductase activity, acting on paired donors, with incorporation or reduction of molecular oxygen; monooxygenase activity
Source: RefSeq, a predicted model, not a curated record
AUGUUCACUACUCUAGAGAAGGACGAGCAUGCUCGUAGGAGACGGUUAAUCGCUGACCGCUACGCCAACACGAACGUCCUGAGACCGCAGUCGCUUGGGGGUAUCGCCCAAAAUGCGACGAACUUUGUCCGGAGGUGUUUUGAGUCUGUCGGAGGGAGUCUUGAUAUUUAUCCAGGUCUUCACGCUUAUGCCUUCGACUGCAUCACGCAUCACCUGUUCGAUCCCUAUGACACCAAAUCUCUACAGGACGUCAAAGACGAGGAGGUCAUGCGUGAAGUGACCUUCGACGAUAGCUUACAGAACCGUCUCCUCAAGCAUUAUCACCCAACCAUCCAUCGUCUGCUCGGCAACGCCCUCCGCACGCUCUUCAACGCUAAACCUCGCGAGACACCCCUGGCCGAUGCUUUCGUCCUCGACAAAACCACGUCUCCCUCUCUCUCCCCAAGCCCAUCCCCUUUUACGCUCCUGCACCGGCUCAGGCAAAGCCUUGACAAAAGUGAGAAAGCCGACUACGACGACUCGGGGUCUGCUCAGGGAACAUUCAUCCCCGACUCCCUGGACAUCGCAGCCGAGUGUCUAGAUCACAUGGCCGCCGGUAUUGACACCACCGGCGACGCACUCUGCUUCCUAAUGUGGGAGCUUUCCCAACCAAGGUCGAGACAUGUCCAACGUAAACUGCAGCAAGAACUCCUCGCUGCUAAGUCGAACGGGGUCACGGAUAACAAGCUUGCGCAGCUGCCGUACCUAGAAGCAGUGAUUAUGGAGGGACUGCGUUGCUGGCCGGCUAUUCCAAUGAGUUUGCCGAGGGUCGUGCCGUGGGAUGAGAAAGGGGGGAAGGAGAUUGAUGGGUGGUGGGUACCGAGUGGUACCGUGGUAAGCUGUCAGGCGUAUUCGGUGCAUAGGUUGGGAAUUGAUAGUAAGGGUGAAUGGUUUCCUGAGGAAGCGGAGGGAUUUCGGCCAGAGAGGUGGCUUGGAGGUGAGGCCGAGGAGUGGAAGAAGCGGUUCUUUGCGUUUGCUACUGGAGGGAGGGGAUGCAUUGGGAAGCACCUAGCCCUCGCCGAGAUGAGGCUGCUCCUCAAGGAGGUCUACUCGCGCUUCAGCACGUUCCCUGACGACAGCAUGACGCAGGAGGAUAUGGACAUGUCGGACCAGUUGAUCUCGUCACGGCCGCGUGGCCAGCGAUGCUUGCUGCGGUUCGUGCCUCUGGAGGACCUGGCUGGCAAGCAUCACGGCUCUCCGACACCUGGCCGGCAGCAAAUGGCUGCUGAAGAACCCGAAAGUACGGUAUGGCGAGUCAACUCAACAUGUAAAGGCAUAGCCAACUCUUAUGUAGAGACGUUGGAUAAUGAGAGCCUUGGGGCUGCGUAG